UGCUUUAUGUUCCUUCUCGACUCGAUUAUCGUCUCCGAUUCCGUAGUUAUUCAUCUCAAGGUAUUAGUGCAUCUCUACAACCCUUAGGUUGAGAGUUCAAGCGUCUUUCAAGGGACAUUACGCAGAGCAGUUCACGGUAUAUGGUCACAAUAGUCAAUUCACUCCUAUGUAUUGGGCAUAAUGUUCCUAUACGUAUGGACUUACCUGAAAUUUUAUCCUGUAAAGUCUUCUUUAUCAUUGUUUAUUCAAUAUUAUUUAUAGAAACAUGUAGUUUGUCUGGUAAGAAAGAUGAGUGUUCUGAAAAUAAAAAGGAGCAUGUAGUUAGUUGACUGGUUAACAUUUUUACAUGUGUUAGAUUAUAUACUCUUGACAUCAUCUAUAUUUCUUUUUCUAGGGAAGGACAAUCGUAGAAUAUGGAAUUAUCAACUUCCUAAGGGUUUGAGAGAAUGAAAAGUAAAACUUGGAGAUGGGUUUUAGGAUUGAUAUAUAUACUUGCUGUUGCAACCAUAUGGAUAGCUGCUAGUUUUGUAGUUCAGUCAGUUGUUGAUGGGGGUGUCUCGCCAUUUCUCAUCACGUAUAUAUGCAACUCAUUGUUUGUGAUAUACAUCCCACUAGUAGAAAUCGGGCGUUAUCUGGAGGAUAACUAUGGGAGUUUGCUGUUUUGGAGAAGUAGAAAUGAUAGUGGCUCAGUAGGAAUACAAGAAUCGGAGGUGGCCACCCUUCUUGUAGAAAAUGAUGGUGGUGUACAGACUAAUGGAUUAGACUUUGGUACAGCGGAAGCGGUUACUCAUGGUGAUGAUGUUGCUUUGGGAACUAAGGUUGUAUUGGAUCAACAUGCCAUUGAAGGAGAUGGUAGUGGGGAAUUGGACGCUAAAGGGCGUUGGACUCGUAAAAGACUUGCAAAAGUCAGCCUGUUGAUUUGCCCAUUCUGGUUUCUUGCACAACUUUCAUUUAACCUUUCUCUGAAGUAUACUACUGUCACAUCAAAUACCAUCUUAAGCACUGCAUCCAGCCUCUUCACCUUUUUGGUUUCUCUCGCAUUCUUGGGUGAGAAGUUCACUUGGAUAAAGCUGUUCAGUGUUCUCCUUUGCAUGGGAGGUACUAUAAUUGUCAGUUUGGGUGACUCGAAAACUGAAACGAGUGCAACAGCUCCAAACCCUGCUCUUGGAGAUAUUCUGGCUCUUGUUUCAUCAGCCUUCUAUGCUGUUUACAUUACCCUCAUCCGUAAAAACUUGCCAGAAGAAGAUGACGAUGCAAAAACUGGGAAGGUCAGUAUGGCCCAGUUUCUUGGGUUUUUGGGGCUAUUCAACCUUUUGAUUUUCUCACCUAUUGCCCUCAUACUUCAUUUGGCUAAUCUGGAGCCCUUUGAUACCAUUAGCCGGAAGCAGUUUGGUCUAAUUGUCGGAAAAGGUUUACUGGAUAAUGUGCUUAGCGAUUACUUAUGGGCAAAAGCCGUUCUACUCACUACAACAACAGUGGCAACGGCUGGACUCACAAUUCAGGCAUCAACAUUCCUUCAGCUACAUGUUCGACCACGAAAGAAUCUGCUCUUGAACUCGAAGAAAAUCACACAAAUGACCAUAAUACCCUCGGCAUUGCUGACACAAACGAUCAGGUACAGCCAAGAACAUAAACCUACUAGCCAAAUGGUCAACGGCCUCAGCCAAGAACGCAAACGAUUAGUUACCGGUGGAUCCCAAUCUUUUUGGAAGUCCAGGGUUGAAGCCUCAGUUUUUGGUGAGAAGUGUGUGAGAGUUUUGUUCAUAUACAAAUAUAUAUAUACAUCAGAAAAGUAAACAUAAACUUAGUGUGUUUCAUAUGAUACUAUCUUUUUAUAGGCCUAUACAACAUUUUUUGAUGAUAUUGU
This is a messenger RNA of Cynara cardunculus var. scolymus (artichoke), 1867 nucleotides long. RefSeq names its product thiamine-repressible mitochondrial transport protein THI74. NCBI's taxonomy places the organism in Eukaryota, Viridiplantae, Streptophyta, Magnoliopsida, Asterales, Asteraceae. Gene Ontology annotation, cellular component: membrane. The transcript is spliced from 6 exons. The record is from RefSeq and is a predicted model, not a curated record. Bases 447 to 1796 code for a protein of 449 amino acids. Gene Ontology annotation, biological process: regulation of peptide transport.